AUGGGAAACUGGGAGGGGACUGGUGGCCUGCACCAUGAAGAGGCUGUAAAGGCAGAAAGAGCAUUACAUACAAUGGACAAAAAUGUUGGAGACAUGAUAUCGUGUAAAAUAUGGUAUUCAAAGAAUAUGUCGACAAAUACUGGCGCCGCCGUUAAUGAUCCCAGGGUGAAAAAAUUCAGUAAGGCAGCCGGUGACGUGUUCACUAGGCAGCACAUUGAGGUGAAGAGGCGUAUCGAGGAGGAAAUGGAAGAGAUGCAGGAAACGUUGAAACAUAAGUCCAACAAUAUUUCUACAUAUAUUUAUGACUCUAUGCACACCGAAGAGGAUAAAAUCGAGUCAACCAAAAGGGCCGUGGAUGCGACGAAGACGUUAGAUGAGACGCAGGUUAGGACGCCGGUGCCGUGCAAUGAUCCGAGGAGUACACAGGUAUUAGGGUGA
This is a messenger RNA of Babesia ovata, 438 nucleotides long. RefSeq lists its product as uncharacterized. NCBI's taxonomy places the organism in Eukaryota, Apicomplexa, Aconoidasida, Piroplasmida, Babesiidae. The transcript has a single exon. Bases 1 to 438 code for a protein of 145 amino acids. The record is from RefSeq and is a predicted model, not a curated record.